AUGCUGUGUUCAAAAGAGGAAAUAGAAAAAAAACGCCUGUCUGCAUUACACAAGAGACAAAAUAAAAUAAGUAACACGUCCACUAGUCCACUCAAUAAAUUAAAUAGAAAAACUUGUCCUUUAAGGGAUAAUUUGCAGAAAAACCUUCCAUAUUUGACACCAAGAUCGGACCAAACUACCCAAAAUGUACCGGUGACUAAAGUUGUCACCGGAAAUGUAUAUUUAAUAUCAGAAGACAGAUUCGAAGUGAAUCCAUCAGAAUUUUGUGCACCGCUUAUAAAUAUAUUUAAAACAAUACCGUCAAGGAUAUAUGCCGACAAAACAAAAUUAUGGAAUUUUUCAAUAGAAGACUACAAUCAGUUAAUGUCUAAAGUUGCUCCAUUAGCUCCUCAUGUUGUGCUUGGUGCCAUUCCUCCAUAUGUUUUAAAGAUAUUGAAAGAGCAAACAGUGGAUCCAAAGAACAUAGAUUUAAUGCCAAUAGAGUCUACAAUCAGACAAAAAUUAUUGCCAUUUCAGGAAGAUGGUGUCAGAUUUGGCAUAGCUCGUCACGGUAGGUGUAUGAUAGCAGAUGACAUGGGGCUCGGCAAGACUUACCAGGCACUCGCCAUAGCAAGCUACUACAGGCAUGAAUGGCCACUUCUUAUUGUCACAACAUCUUCAAUGAGAGAAACAUGGCAGAGAACUAUUCACGAUCUGCUUCCUUCCGUUCCAAUGAUGAACAUAGCCGUCCUGAGUAGCGGUAAAGAUGUUAAUAUUAUUGCCGAUAAACAGACCGAAGUUGUGAUAGUGAGUUACAAAAUGACAAGCAUGCAUACAGAGCUGCUGCAGAACAAGAAUUUCGGUGUUGUCAUUAUUGACGAGUCGCACCACCUGAAGUCUGGGCGGGCGCGGUGCGUGGCGGCGCUGGGUCGCGUGGCGGGGCGCCGGGCCCGCGCGCUGCUGCUCAGCGGCACGCCCGCGCUCAGCCGCCCCGCCGAGCUGUACGCGCAGCUGGCGCUCAUCCGCCGCGACCUGUUCCCCUCCUACACCGAGUUUGGGAAAAGGUAUUGUAACGGGAAACAGACGAGCUUCGGCUGGGACAUGUCCGGACAAUCCAACCUCGCCGAGCUGCAGGUGCUGCUGCAGAAGUUCCUCAUCAGGAGAACCAAGGAACAAGUGCUCACGAACCUCGAAGAGAAGAUAAGAGAAUCAGUGCUGUUGGACAGCACCCUGCUCCGGUACAGCGCGGAAGACGAGGCGGGUCUCUCGCAGCUGGCCGACACGUACCGCUCGACCAGCAAGGCGGAGAAGCAUGCGGCCCUCAUCAACUUCUUCAGCGAAUCGGCUCGAGUCAAACUGCCAGCCAUUUGUAAGUACAUAAAGCAGUUACUGGCAGACGAAGCGACGGGCAAGUUCCUAGUGUUCGCGCACCACAAGAUCGUUAUAGAGGCCAUAUGCGCGACGCUGGACGAGGCGGCCGUCAACUACAUCUGCAUCGCGGGAUCGACGCCCGCACACUCGCGCGCCGAUCUAGUGGACCGGUUCCAGCACAGCGCGUCGUGCCGCGCGGGCGUGCUGUCCAUCACGGCGGCCAGCGCGGGCAUCACGCUCACCGCCGCCGACCUCGUGCUCUUCGCAGAGCUGCACUGGAACCCAGGGAUCCUGACGCAGGCGGAGUCCCGCGCGCACCGGCUGGGUCGUGCGGGCGCAGUGCGCGUGCGGUACCUGCUGGCGGCGCGGACGGCCGACGACCACAUGUGGCCCCUGCUGCAGAGUAAACUCAACGUGCUGAACGACGUAGGUCUAAGCGAAGAUACAUUCGAGACCACCACGAUGAAACAUCAGGAAAGCAAUAACCGUAUAACACAAUACCUCACGCCGCCGAAACGGCCUAAAAACAAAAACGACUACAUUCCCGGAACGAACAUCAGGAAAAAUCCCCUCAAAUCUCUCGCAAACACAUCUGGCAACACAGAGCAAGUCACGUCAAAUGUGACGUUGACAGAUGAAAUGGACUGGGAUUCUGACAUUGACAUUAAUAAGGCGCUGGCAGAUGAACUGGAUAAAUCGUUUUUCGAUGAUCAAGACGGUGAUGAGAUGCUGGCCAAUAUUGAUAUUUGAAAUUGAAAAAAAAAAACAUACUAAUUAUUCCUUAAUUAAAGUUGCAUACUAGAACUAUUGUUAGUUCAUAUAAUAGAAUAUAAUAUUUCUGAUUGCUUAGAUCUUCGUGUCAAAAUCACUUUAACAUAUUGAAACAAGUAUAAAUCUAAAUUACAAUAUAACACAAGCAGGUACCUAGUUAAUGCACGUUAAAACACUAAGUGGAAAAUGAAUUUCUGAUAAUGUAAGAAUUUUUGUUUUAAGAACCAGUUCAUUUAAGUAUGUGUUUAUGUAUAUAUUUAGUUUUGACAACUAAUUAAUAUGAAUCUAAUAAAGGUCAGAUAACGUUACCUUACAAACCAUUAUUUUGUAAAUUCCAUUUUAGAUAACGAUUAUUUAAUUUAUGACCCUCUAAAUUAGUUAUACUCGUGGUAGGGCGUCGUGUGAGCCCACAUCCAGAAUAACGUUGAUGGAUUGCGUGACCUGGUUCUUUAAUUGGAGAUAUAUAUAACAGUAUUAGUUUCAUUUAGUUACAUACAUUAAUAUAACUAAUGUUAAACUAAAAUUAACUAAAUAUAUAUAUAUAUAUAGCUGGAAUCGAUCAGAGCAUAUUGAAACGACGUCCUGGGAGUUUGUAAUUUAAUUUUCGAUUAUUUCCGCAUAAUUUGUUAAUUAAAUAGUUUAUAUAUAUAUUUUUUUUGUGAUGUUACACAUGGUAGUCAAGAGGCUGAAUUGUCAAUAAUAAAAAAAAGGUAAGCGUGAAAAUUUUUUCUUCUAUCUAGAACAAAUACAGACAUUGUACAUGUGAGCAAUUUUGUGAUAAUUGAAGACAUGAGUAGAUGAAGGGGAUAUGAUACAACGUGCUAAUUUUGAGAAAAGGUGCAACAAACUUUUGUUACCUGCUUGUACUUUUUCUUUGUAUAUAACUCCCUCAUCAAUAGCACAAAAAUACCAUUUAAAGCCAAAGCUUUAAGGUCUAAUAUGGUUUAUAGGCACAUAACACCUUCAUUCAAUGUAAAAAAUCAAAAAUCUUAAAAAUAUUACUUAACCCAUUCAUCUAUUCAUGUCUU
Molecule: messenger RNA, 3149 nt
Organism: Bombyx mandarina (wild silkworm)
Lineage: Eukaryota; Metazoa; Arthropoda; Insecta; Lepidoptera; Bombycidae
Gene: Marcal1
Product: SWI/SNF-related matrix-associated actin-dependent regulator of chromatin subfamily A-like protein 1
Biological process (GO): replication fork processing; DNA repair
Cellular component (GO): nuclear replication fork
Molecular function (GO): ATP binding
Source: RefSeq, a predicted model, not a curated record